Molecule: messenger RNA, 4074 nt
Organism: Fonsecaea monophora
Lineage: Eukaryota; Fungi; Ascomycota; Eurotiomycetes; Chaetothyriales; Herpotrichiellaceae
Product: NAD+ synthetase
Exons: 17
Coding region: 1-4074 (1357 amino acids)
Biological process (GO): NAD+ biosynthetic process
Cellular component (GO): cytoplasm
Molecular function (GO): glutaminase activity; NAD+ synthase (glutamine-hydrolyzing) activity; ATP binding
Source: RefSeq, a predicted model, not a curated record
AUGGGCAAGCUUGUGACAGUAGCGACUUGCUCCCUCAACCAAUGGGCGCUUGAUUUUGACGGCAAUGCGGAGCGCAUAAUCACAAGUAUCAAGCAAGCCAAGGCAGCGGGAGCUCGGCUGAGAGUCGGGCCUGAGCUGGAGGUUUGCGGAUAUGGAGUACGUGGUCCUGGCAUUCUGCUCCAGUCCUGUUUGAGCGUUGUGCAGAUCACUAGUGAGCUCUUUCGACCAAGGUCUACUCAGUCAAUCACUAACCAUGCCAGCUUGGAGGGUGACCUCUUUCUGCACUGCUGGGAAUCUCUGGCAACCAUCAUCACCCACCCAGAUGUUAGCGACUGUAUCCUCGACAUCGGCAUGCCUGUGCGCCACAAUUCAGUCCGCUACAACUGUCGCGUUAUUGUCUUGAACAAGAAGAUCCUCCUCAUCCGUCCCAAAAUGGCCAUGUGCGAGGAAGGCAACUACUUUGAGUCUCGGUGGUUCACUCCGUGGACACGGAAACGAGAAGUCGAAGACUACCCCCUCGAAGACGCAAUUAGCAGCGUCACAGGCCAGCGAACUGCACCGUUUGGAGACGGCGUCCUCCAGACCAUUGACACGCUGGUCGGCGCAGAAACGUGUGAAGAGCUGUUCACUCCAAAUGCUCCUCAUAUCCAUAUGGGAUUGAAUGGCGCUCUUGUUGCUUACAAGUCAUCAGUCGAGAUCUUUGUGAAUUCCAGUGGCUCGCACUACGAAUUGAGAAAGCUGCAAACCCGUGUUUCUCUCAUUCGAGAGGCCACGAGACAGAACGGUGGUAUUUACGUGUAUUCCAAUCAACGAGGCUGCUCGGGAGACAGAUUGUACUAUGAUGGCUGCGCCAUGAUCUUCGUGAACGGCAGACUGUUGGCUCAAGGGAGCCAGUUCAGCUUGAACGACGUUGAGACUAUCACCGCAAAUGUCGAUCUCGAAGAUGUGCGGUCAUUCCGUGUCUCUCACUCGCGAGGUCUCCAGGGCGCCGAGGCCCUCCCAUAUCCUCGUAUACCAGUCGAUCUCCGCUUGACGCACCCAGGCCUCGAACAGACUGGCAAAUUCCUCGCCCCCUCUCCGGAUAUCCCAAUUCGCUAUCAUUCUGCCGCUGAGGAAAUUGAAUUAACGGCGGGUUUCUUCCUGCCUUUGUCUGGUGGGAUCGAUUCUGCGUCUACGGCUGUCCUUGUAUUUUCAAUGUGUCGGCUGCUGUAUGACGCUGUCACAUCCGAACAAACCCUACCGCACACAAAGGAGCUCGUUUUGGAUGACCUCCGACGAGUCUGUGCACAAUCCAACGACUGGAUCCCAUCGAGUCCACAGGAAAUCUGCAGUCACAUUUUUCACUCUACCUAUAUGGGAUCGAAGAACAGUAGCAAGGAGACCCGGUCUCGAGCAGCGGCACUUGCGAAAGCCAUUGGAUCCUAUCACAUUGACCUCAACAUUGAUGGUGUUGUGUCUGCUCUUACCACAUUAUUCACUACUGUCACCGGAUUUACCCCGAGCUUUACUUCCAGUAAUCCGUCCGAAGGGCUUGCUCUACAUGCCCAACUCUUACCGAGUGUCCGAAAGCGCAAAGGAGGCGGUGGUCUUCUCGUUCUCGGCUCCGCCAAUGUUGACGAGCAGCUCCGUGGGUACCUGACAAAGUACGAUGCGAGUAGCGCGGAUAUAAACCCAAUCGGCGGCAUAUCUAAGGUCGAUCUUCGAAUGUUCCUCGCUCAUGCCCGGGACAAUCUCGACCUCCCUCUUUUACAAGGCUUCCUCGACGCCACCCCAACCGCCGAGCUGAUCCCGACGACCAAUGCCGAUGCCCACACUCAGUCCGACGAGGAGGAAAUGGGCAUGACAUACGCCGAGCUCAGUGUGCUCGGCCGUCUGCGCAAGGUUGGCCGUCUCGGCCCAUGGGGCGUCUUUGAAAAGCUCCUCCCUAUCUGGACAUCUCCCCCACCAGACUCAGAGGCGAUCGCCACAGAAGCUCGCGGCGCACAUACAGAUCCCCAGUAUGUACACAGUGUGGCGCAUGGUGAGAGCAUGACGCCGCGUGCCGUGUAUGAGAAAGUGCGGAAGUUCUUUUAUUACUAUGCAAUCAACAGACAUAAGCAGACCACCCUCACUCCAGGAUUGCACAUGGAACAAUAUUCGCCGGAUGAUCAUCGAUAUGAUAUGAGACCCUUCUUAUACCCCAGCUUCACAGCGCAGUACCGCAAGAUGGAGCACGCAGUCAAGAUCCAUGGUCCCUUAGGGUCUGUCGAGAAAGCCACCCCUGGAAACUCGCCCAGAAAGUUCGAUUUCGACAAAGUCAACAUCGAAAUCCUUGUGACCUUGUUUCCAGAAACUGACCUUCAACUACGAAGAGAACUUGCAGUGAUGGGGUCCAUCAGCGAAGAUGUCCACGCGAAUGGCACCGCUACGCCUUCGCCCUUUAUCAACAACCUCGACAUUGACGUCGUGGUCGUCGGAGGCGGAUUCGGGGGCAUGUACGCCGUCUACAAGCUCCGCCAGCUCGGGCUGAGCGUGAAGCUGUUCGAAGCGGGAUCCGACUUUGGCGGAACCUGGUUUUGGAACCGGUACCCUGGCGCUCGCGUCGACUCCGAGUCGCCGUACUAUGGCCUAUCGAUCCCCGAGCUCUGGCGGACGUGGGACUGGAGCGAGCGGUUCCCCGACCACAACGAGAUCCGCCGGUACUUUGCACACGUCGACAAGGUCCUGGACCUGAGCAAGGACGCCUUCUUCAACACCAUCAUCACCGAGGCGACCUGGGACGGGGGCCGCUGGACGACCAAGACCCAAGACGGUGCGGUCAUCACGUCAAAAUAUUUCGUCGCCGCGACGGGGUCCACGUACAAGCAGUACUACCCCGAUUUCAAGAACCUGCGAGACUACAAGGGCAUCCUGAUCCACUCCGGGUCCUUUCCGAGCCAUCGAGUCGACUACUCGGGCAAGAAAGUGGCCGUGAUCGGCAACGGGGCCACGGGGGUACAAAUCGUCCAGGAGACGGCCAAGGAAGACUGCCAGCUCACCGUCUUCAUCCGGACGCCCAACAUCGCCUUCCCGAUGCGCCAGCGCAAGUUGCCCGUGGAGGAGCAGGAGAGCGCAAAGGUCUUUUACGCCGCGUACUACCAGGCCGCGAAGCUGUCGAGGGGCGGCAUCCCUUACAACCCGGCGACCACGUCCAUCUGGGGCGUGUCCCCCGAAGAGCGCGAGGCCUACUUCGAGGAACUGUGGCGGCGGGGCGGUUUCUCCUUCUCGUCGUCCAACUACCGCGACCUGAUCGUCGACAAACGCGCCAACGCGCUCGUCUACGAGUUCUGGCUGAAAAAGGUGCGCGAGCGCGUCACGGACCCGCACAAGGCCGCCGUCGUCGCGCCCCUCCAACAGCCGCAUUUCUUCGGCACGAAGAGACCCAGCCUCGAGCAGGACUACUACGAGAUGAUUGACCGGCCGAACGUCACGGUCGUCGACCUGAAGACGCACCCGAUCGUAGAAUUUCGGGAGACGGGGAUCCUGACGACGGAGAAGCUGCACGAGUUCGACAUCGUCAUCCUCGCCACGGGCUUCGACUCGGUCACGGGCAGUCUCACGACCAUGGGCCUGACGGACAAGGCGGGCGUGCCGCUCUCGACGAAGUGGAAGGACGGCGUGUACACGCACCUGGGCCUCACGAUCUGCGGGAUGCCGAACCUGUUCAUGGUGUACAGCCCGCAGGCGCCGACGUCGCUGUCGAACGGGCCCCCGAUCAUCGAGAUCCAAGUCGACUGGAUCGCCGACGCCGUGGCCAAGAUGCGCGCCGAGAACGUCGUCUCGAUCGAAGCCCGGCCCGCCGCGGCGCAGAGGUGGCACGACGACAUCCAGCGCGCCAACAGCCGCACCCUCUUCCCCUACACCGACAGCUGGUACAUGGGCGCCAACAUCCCCGGGAAGCCGCGCGAGCAGCUCCUCUACCUCGACGGCGUCGCCCGGUACGCCGAGGUGUGCAAGGCCGCGCUGGAGACGUGGGACGGAUUCGACGUGGUUGUUGGGACUUCUGAAAAGAUUGACGGAAGUGGUGGUGCCGAGCAGGUCCCGCCUCGUCUGUAG